AACACAUUUCCAAUUGCACAUGCUGUUACCUUUUAUUAUUAUACUGGGUGUAAAGAAAUAUUUGAAGGAAAAUUUAAUGAUGCUAGAGAAAAUUUAACAGUUGCAUUUGAAGGAUGUCAUAGAAGCUCUACAAAAAACAAGACAUUGAUUUUAAAGAAACUUAUCCCAUUAAACAUGUUGCAUGGAAUAAUGCCAUCAAGAGAUCUUCUGAAUAAGUAUAAUUUGGAUGUAUUCAAAGAUCUGACUGAAUCUAUUAAAAUGGGCAAUGUCCAAAAAUUUAGAGAAUGCAUUGAUGUUAAUGAAGUGUAUUACAUGAAAUGCGGAAUAUAUUUGCUACUGCAAAAAUUGAUAAAUCUCGUAUACAGGAACUUGUUUAAGAAAUUUUUCCUAAUUGCUAACAACCAUAUUAUACCAGUUGAAACUAUAACAGCUAUAUUGAAAAAAUUUGAUGAUCCUAAUACAGAUUAUGACAGAGCACAAUCUUUAUUAGUUAACAUGAUUUAUAGAGGGACGCUACGCGGAUAUUUAUCGCAUGCUCACAAGAAAGUUGUAUUAAGUAAAAAAGAUCCAUUCCCUACUGGUAAACAAGUUUUUGAUAAAGCUACAAAGUCCAUCAAUGAAAUUGGACAUAACUAGUUUAAUUUAAUGAAUGAAACAUGUAUGUAUUAUUCCCAUAAUAAAUAUAAAUUUUUAUGCUUACA
Molecule: messenger RNA, 701 nt
Organism: Diuraphis noxia (Russian wheat aphid)
Lineage: Eukaryota; Metazoa; Arthropoda; Insecta; Hemiptera; Aphididae
Gene: PCID2
Product: PCI domain-containing protein 2
Biological process (GO): poly(A)+ mRNA export from nucleus; transcription elongation by RNA polymerase II; post-transcriptional tethering of RNA polymerase II gene DNA at nuclear periphery
Cellular component (GO): transcription export complex 2
Molecular function (GO): double-stranded DNA binding; RNA binding
Source: RefSeq, a predicted model, not a curated record